Diaporthe batatas is the source of this 2606-nucleotide messenger RNA. RefSeq lists its product as uncharacterized. The record is from RefSeq and is a predicted model, not a curated record. NCBI's taxonomy places the organism in Eukaryota, Fungi, Ascomycota, Sordariomycetes, Diaporthales, Diaporthaceae. The coding region runs from base 372 to 1454 and encodes 360 amino acids. The transcript is spliced from 2 exons.
ACCGAAAGUAGGAUUGAGUGGAAACCAUCUCGUUGCGUUGGGUCAUUGUCGACGUGAUUUGCGACUGGACCGACCUGUUGGUGCCGGAUCCACUCAAAUAUGCCGGGCUACUUUGCGUCUUCUACAUUCCAGAACAGCAAGCUGUAUCAACGGAUGACUACCCUAGGGUACCUAUAUAGGAAGUGAGCGAUAUUUUCUCGAGGAUGCGGCAAACGUGGGGUUGAUACCGGAGGCUUGGCGGUGAGAAAAGGUAUCCAGGCAGGCAAAAGUGGUGUGUUAUAUAUUGGGAACACCUUCCGCUGUGAGAGGAUGGUACAACCCAACCCCCGUGAACCCAUCAGAGAGAUCCCCCCCUGCAGUACGCCAAGAAAAUGUCUACAACUACGACCGAGGAGCUCCCCAUCGUGCCCGAGGGCGUCACUCCCGAGUGGCUGGGAGCCAAGCUUGGACACAAGAUCAAGUCGCUCGAAAACACACGCAACAUCUUCGGCACGGCCAGCAAGCUCUUCUACACCAUUACGUACGAGGACGGAAACGAUGCGGACGAGUCUAGGCCCAAGCAUGUCUGCAUCAAAGGCGUUUUCAGCCCAGAGAUGGUGGAACAGCAGCCCUGGACGCUCAGUCUGGCGCAGCGCGAGGCCGAUUUCUUCUCCGAGAUCGCGCCCAGCAUUGAAGGACAGAUGAUCUUUCCAACGAGCUUGUGGGGCGGCAAGAGCGAGAAGCAGGGUAUCGCCAUCAUGAGCGACCUCGUCCACGAGGGGUGCACCUUUGCCCCAGAGGUCGCCAAUUACUCGGUCGAAAAAGUCAAGAAUGGCGUGGAACAGCUGGCGGGUCUGCAUGCGCGUUACUGGGGCCAGAGUCAGGAAGAUCAUCCCUGGAUCUGGAAUAACUACGACCCAGCAAUGAAGUUCAUGUGCACGCCAUGGCACGACAUCGUUCGCGAGCCCGGCCGGCCCAAGCUGCCAGAGUACCUGAUGGACGGUGCACGAUGCAACGAGGCACUUGACCGGUACUACGCCGAGCGCAACCCCCGGUUCCGCACACUCCUUCACGGCGACACGCAUCUCGGGAACGUCUACUUUACCGACGACGGGCGCAUCGGCUUUCUCGACUGGUCGGCGUUCCACUUUGGCUCGUGCUUCCACGACAUCUCAUACCACCUGACAACCAUGCUCAGCGUCGAGGACCGCCGGGCCCACGAGAUGGAGAUCCUCGACCACUACCUCGAGAGCCUGCACCGCAAGGGUGGUCCCAAGUUUGACCGCAACGACCCUGAGCUGAUGAUCGAAUACCGCCGCUCCUUCAUGACCAACGUCGUCUGGAUUGUUUGCCCUGCUGCUUUGCAGUCCAAGGAGCGCAUAGAGUCCUUCUGCGAGCGCACUGUUGCCGCGUACAACGACCACAAGGUCAUCGACGUGAUCCUCAACCAGCCCAAGCCAUCGGCCGCGGCAUGAAGCAGACGAAGCCGAAAAUGGGUCGCGCGGGGUUUCCGGGGGCAGCUGGUUGGACCUGUUGGUCCAGUGUUGGUCCAGGGGCUAAACCUUAGAAUCCACAUGUGAGGUUGAACGCACGAUGGUGGGGAGAUGUCAUGUAGACGACUCCAGUCUGCCACCAAUACGGAGUUCAGCAGGCCAGAUACCAGCAGGGGUUGGCAAGCUGCCUUCACUGCAUGGGUAGACGGAUCAUCGCAGGUGAUAUCGGGCCCACAUGAGCAGUCGAGCUAGUGAAGACUAGAUCACCUGUCAAAAAAGAUUCAACCGAGUUUCAGGCCGAACUUCAACGCUCCUUUCGUGAGAAACAUUACCAAGUGUGGACAGGCGUUGAGUUGACAGGUGAUUUUGCCAGGAUCUUUCCCUGUGGGGGCCCGUACGGGUUGAUGAAAGGAACCCAACAGGAUGGCCCCGCUCGCCUAGCUUCCGGUUGUUCGGGUUUGGCUUGCGCCACGAUAAGAGAGGUUGGUCUAAAAGAUCCCUGUCUGUGAUCCAGUAGGCCCGAGUCAUGAGCGAGUCCAAGGCUGGCAUUCCGGAAACGUGAGGUGACCGAGGAUCGCACGACAGCGACGGACGCAACCGCUGAAGAUAGUCCAACCAGGCAGCCAGGCCAGGUAGACCAAGAGCUCACAAUGCUGCACAAGAGUGUUUUUUUUCUGCCAGGUUCGAAGCAGUCGCGACGAGGUUGCUUGAUCGGCUCGCGAAGAACAGGUCACCCAAGACCACGGGAGUGAUGGAAUGCUUUGGUGUUCGUCUUAUUCUAUUCAACACACUCGGUGUCUGCCAAGUCGAUCAUUGACAGCAGGGAACACAGGGACAGAGAUUGGAAUCUACGCCCCACGUUCAAAUUGUUGAUCAGUAAUAUUUUGGUUUGCGUUGGUUAAGGAUUUUGACCAACAGCCAGCAAGUGGACCAAUAAGCAAGUGACCGACCCAAUCGAACUGUGGGCUACGAUGUGCCCAUGUGCAUCAGGCUCGUCCGCGGAACGUGAGCUGUCUCCUCUAGGUCUAAACGGGGCGUAGCAACCUGCCUGCCCUGUCACGGGAGGAACAUAAGAGAGGUGAAGCUCUCCAGUCUUUGUCGAAAUCUUACCUAGCCAUUCAAAUAAUACAUAUC